Scatophagus argus is the source of this 3791-nucleotide messenger RNA. It is a transcript of the gene slc4a5b, whose product is annotated as solute carrier family 4 member 5b. NCBI's taxonomy places the organism in Eukaryota, Metazoa, Chordata, Actinopteri, Scatophagidae. The coding region runs from base 1 to 3645 and encodes 1214 amino acids. Gene Ontology annotation, molecular function: sodium:bicarbonate symporter activity; solute:inorganic anion antiporter activity; monoatomic anion transmembrane transporter activity. The record is from RefSeq and is a predicted model, not a curated record. Gene Ontology annotation, cellular component: plasma membrane. The transcript has 27 exons. Gene Ontology annotation, biological process: regulation of intracellular pH; monoatomic anion transport; transmembrane transport.
AUGGAUCAUCACGACUGGCAGCGAGGCAGAAGCAGAGGUCACAGGUGCUACGACGACGAUGACGAGGCCCAGCCGGUCUACAUCGGAGUUCCCGCCGCCCACAGAAGGAAAAGGCGCAGACAUCAUUCGUACGUCAGUGACCCUGAACGCAACACGCGGCACACACACUACGAUCACCACACACACCGCGAGCACUCGCACCGGGGGUUUUACCACGACAGAGAGGAGCACUACGACGAAGACGAGGGCAGUCCAGAGCGUCAUGCAGAGCACGCCGACCCCUCAGUGUCUCCUGCAGCGGAGCGACUGCGUCACAUACUGGGGGAGGAUGACAGCACCCCGACACCCACAAUAUUCACUGAGAUGGACACACUGCAGCAUGAGGGGGACGAGUUAGAGUGGAAAGAGUCUGCAAGGUGGGUGAAGUUUGAGGAGAAGGUGGAGGAGGGAGGAGAAAGAUGGAGCAAGCCUCACGUGUCCACGCUGACCCUCCACAGCCUGUUUGAGCUCAGGACCUGCCUGCAGACAGGAAGCAUUCUGCUCGACCUGGAGGGCUACUCGCUGCCGCAGAUCGUGGAUGACAUUGUGGAUCGGCAGAUAGCUGAUGGUCUCAUUCCUCCGGAUCUGAAGGAGAAGAUCAGCUUCGUGCUGCUCAGGAAGCAUCGCCACCAGACCAAGAAACCAAUCCACCGCUCGCUGGCGGACAUCGGAAAGUCCUCCAACGCUGCUUCCAAUCGUAGUCCUCAGGUUAAUCUGAAUCGUAGCACUAGUUCAGCUUCUGGGAUCCACCGCUCCACAGAAGACCUACGCUCUCGGCAGUCAAGCAGCCUUGGCCGCCUGCAUCAUGCCCAGAGCCGAAGCAUGAACGAUAUUUCAGACACGCCGAGCACAGACCAGCUCAAGAACAAGUUCAUGAAGAAGAUUCCCCGUGAUGCCGAAGCGUCCAAUGUCCUGAUUGGUGAGGUGGAUUUCUUGGACAAACCCUUCGUCUCCUUCGUACGUUUGGCUCAGGCCACGACGCUCGGAGGCCUCACCGAAGUCCCUGUGCCAACAAGGUUCCUCUUCAUUCUGCUGGGUCCUCAUGGCAAAACCAAGUCCUACAAUGAGAUUGGCAGAGCCAUCGCUACACUCAUGGUGGAUGAUCUGUUCAGUGAUGUCGCCUACAAAGCCAGGGACCGUGAAGACCUGAUUGCAGGCGUUGAUGAGUUUCUGGAUGAGGUGAUCGUCCUGCCUCCGGGGGAAUGGGACCCAAAAAUACGCAUCGAACCUCCAAAGAAGGUUCCAUCGGCAGAUAUGAGGAAGUCAGUGCUGAACCUGAACGAGCUGGGUCAAAUGAACGGUUCGGCCGGCGGGGCAGCUGGAGGAGAAGAUGAGGAGUUUCCAGCCCCACAUGAGCUUGGAGAGGAGCUGAAAUUCACUGGGAGGGUUGGAGGUGGACUGUGGCUGGACAUAAAGCGGAAGAUCCCGUGGUAUUGCAGCGAUAUCUAUGACGGCUUCCAUAUCCAGUCCAUCUCUGCUGUGCUCUUCAUCUACCUGGGCUGCAUCACCAAUGCCAUCACCUUUGGAGGACUGCUCGGAGAUGCUACAGACAACUACCAGGGAGUGAUGGAGAGCUUCCUUGGCACAGCUUUAGCAGGGACUGUCUUCUGUUUGUUUGGCGGGCAGCCCCUCAUCAUCCUCAGUUCAACUGGACCCAUUCUCAUCUUUGAGAAGCUGCUUUACGAAUUCAGCAAGAACAACGAUGUGGACUACAUGGAGCUUCGCCUGUGGAUCGGCCUCCACUCGUGUCUGCAGUGUUUUCUGCUGGUGCUGUCAGACGCCAGCUACAUCAUCAAGUACAUGACCCGCUUCACAGAGGAGGGUUUCUCCAGCCUCAUCUCCUUCAUAUUCAUCUCUGACGCCAUCAAGAAGAUGGUAGGAGCCUUGAAGUAUUACCCAAUCAACCGUGGCUUCAAACCCGACUACAUCACUUCCUACAAGUGUGAAUGUGUGGCACCAGACCAGGCAUCUGCGCUGGGCUUGAAUGUUUCAGCUCCACUCGCAGACGAUAACAUGACUCUGCUGUUUAACUUGACAGACCAGGACUGGAGCCAGCUGAGUAAGAAAGAGUGUGUGAAGUACGGCGGUUCUCUGGUGGGGAGCUCCUGUAAGUAUGUUCCAGACCUGGCCCUCAUGUCCUUCAUCCUCUUCUUCGGCACCUACUCCAUGACCGUGUCUCUCAAGAAGUUCAAGUUCAGCCGCUACUUCCCGACGAAGCUCCGUACCCUCAUCAGUGACUUUGCCAUCAUCAUUUCCAUCCUGCUCUUCUGUGGACUGGACUGCCUGCUGGACCUGGACACCCCCAAACUGCACGUGCCCACUAAGCUCAAGCUGAGGAAGCUAAUCAGUGACUUUGCCAUCUUCAUGUCAAUCUUGUGCUUUGUGGGUCUGGAUAUGUUGAUGGGGUUAGACACACCCAAACUAAUCGUUCCGACUGAGUUCAAGCCCACGCGUGCUGAUCGCGGCUGGCUGGUGAUGCCGUUCGGUAAGAACCCCUGGUGGUGGUAUCUGGCCAGCGCCGUUCCUGCCCUGCUGGUCACCAUCCUGAUCUUCAUGGACCAGCAGAUCAGCGCCGUCAUUGUCAACCGCAAAGAAAACAAGCUGAAGAAAGGCUGUGGCUACCACCUGGACCUGUUGUGGGUGGGGAUCCUGAUGGCUGUGUGCUCCUUCAUGGGUCUGCCCUGGUACGUCGCAGCGACUGUCAUCUCCAUCGCACACAUCGACUCUCUGAAGAUGGAGAGCGAGUCCAGCGCCCCUGGAGAGCAGCCACAGUUCCUGGGAGUCAGGGAGCAGCGGCUGACGGGUACGCUGGUGUUCGUUCUGACCGGACUCUCCGUCUUCCUCGCUCCUGUUCUGCAGUUCAUCCCCAUGCCAGUCCUGUACGGAGUCUUCCUUUACAUGGGGGUGGCCUCGCUGAGCGGCAUCCAGUUCUGGGAGCGGAUCAAGUUGUAUCUGAUGCCCGCCAAACACCAGCCAGACUUCUCCUUCCUGCGUCACGUCCCUCUGAGACGCGUCCAUCUCUUCACCCUCGUCCAGAUGGUCUGUUUGGCUGUCCUCUGGAUCCUGAAGUCCACCUUCCUCGCCAUCAUCUUCCCAGUGAUGAUCCUGGGUCUGAUGGUCGUCCGGAAGCUGCUGGACCUGAUGUUCUCCCAACACGACUUGGCCUGGCUGGACGACAUCCUGCCAGACAAAGACAAGAAGAAGAAGGAGGAUGACAAGAAGAAGAAGAAGAAGGCAGCAGAGCCAGAGAGCGAUGAGGAGGAGACCAACCCGUACUCGACAGUCACGUCCGAUCAGACUGAGUUAGAGCGCAGCAUCACUCUGCACCUGAAGAUCUCCUGUCCCCCCUCACCUGCCCACUCCCAGACGAGCCUUGCCCCCGGGGACCCUCCGUCGCACGUGCCUCCACGCCAGCCCGUGCCCCAGGUCAGCAUCCAGGUGGAGUCAGACUGCGAGGAGUCUGGUUCCGACUCCACCCACCACUACCACGACCACCACCACCGCCUUUCCCCCCCUCACGACCUGCCUCCACCUGGAAUACGCAGAGACUUUGACCGGAAGCUGCGUGCUCACUUUGGUGGCUCGUGUGCCGAGACCAUCCUGUAGACACACAGCAGGGGCGGAGCAAAGAGCUGCACCCUCUUCUCCAUGUGUCGCUUUAAACCCCACUUUUAGAGGCUGAUGCUAAUCAUCUCGCAGCAAGCGCUCUUUCUUAAUUGGAUUUUAGCAGGUGUGUGUCUGUGCUCAGGUGA